Linum trigynum is the source of this 1057-nucleotide messenger RNA. NCBI's taxonomy places the organism in Eukaryota, Viridiplantae, Streptophyta, Magnoliopsida, Malpighiales, Linaceae. The record is from the annotation of a GenBank genome assembly.
CAACAUCAUCUAUCAAAUUCCCCAACAGGUUGAUUUUCACAAUGUCCGCGUUUCGCUUGAAGUCGGACAACGAGUUCAUCACGCCAUCCUCGGAUGGUGAAGGCAUUCUUGUGUAUCCGUACAAGGGUGAUAUUAACGAUUUCAAAGUUUUCCAAGCAACCCACCGCUCCAACGAUCAUUGGGGAGAUGGAUUUCACAUUAGCGCUACAGCGAAACAGUACAAGGCACUGGAAUUGUUCGGCGUCACCAUUGAGGGAGACAGACUGAAAGAGCUUGCGAAGGAACUCCACGGAAUGGAAACAAAGAACAUGUUCAUUUACGUGAAUCGUGCUGGCUUAUGCAUGAUUACUCAACUCAAGAAUACAUCUAUCAGGACUAUGCGGAUCAACGAUUACUUUGGUUGGUCCGAAUACGGCGUCAGGGUGCCUCAAAGCACGAUUGUCGCGUCCCCGUGGAACAAGCUCGACAUGUCUAACGGGGCAACUAUGAUGGACGUUCGAGGACUGGUUCGUGAUGCGGAGGAAGCGGAGCAGCUGCGGCGGAGCUUGGAAGAGAAGAACGUGGAGCUGGCGACGUGCAAGAAGGAAUUGGAAGGCAGCAGGAAGAUGGAGUCGGUUUUGAGCAAGUUAGUGGAAGCGAAGGAGAUGGAGGUGGGGAUGGUUAAGAAUCAACUUCUCGGUUUUCAGGCUAACCUAGAGUCCAUGGCUGGUUUUAGGCUGCCCUAAAUGCUUAAUAGGGAGCCGCUGCUGUCACUAGCUCUUUUUUUUUUUUUUUUGGUGAGACACUAGCUCUUAUGCAAACGGGAAGUUUUCUUAUUUGAUUAUGCUUCAGACCGAUUUUCUUAUCAUGGCAUCAAUUCUCGUGUUGUGGGAGUCUGGUGGGUUAGGUUAGUAAGUGGGAGGGAUUGGGUUUUGGGAUUAAAGAGAUCUAGUGGGCCAAGUUUGAGGGGGAGAAAGAGUGGGCUUAGGCAGUCAACCCACGAAAUGAAAGUGCAUGUUAUGUAAUAGUUGUACAAUAUCACUACAUAAACCUUACGUAAUGAAAGGUAAUUUUACAU